Cicer arietinum (chickpea) is the source of this 1445-nucleotide messenger RNA. RefSeq lists its product as uncharacterized. Gene Ontology annotation, cellular component: cytoplasm; intracellular anatomical structure. The record is from RefSeq and is a predicted model, not a curated record. Gene Ontology annotation, molecular function: transaldolase activity. Gene Ontology annotation, biological process: pentose-phosphate shunt; carbohydrate metabolic process. Lineage: Eukaryota; Viridiplantae; Streptophyta; Magnoliopsida; Fabales; Fabaceae.
UUGUUUGAAAAGAAUUAUGAGUAUAUAUUAGUAAUACAUAAAUGGUAGUUAAGAGCUGGUUACAUUUAAGUCUAAGAAUCCAGAAAUGGCAUUAACCUUGCAAACUCCGCUUUAUGCAGCUGUUUCUUCCAUUCCCACAAGAACAUCCUUCUCCCUUCGUUCAACACCGCCACCAACUCUUCUCAUCAACUACCGGAACUCCUUCCCCCGAAUUCACGCUUCCUCCAAUAUCGACACUGCAAUCACUGAAUUGGAUGCUGUAUCCGCCUUCAGCGAGAUCGUUCCAGAUACCGUUAUUUUCGAUGAUUUCCAAAAGUUUCCUCCAACUGCUGCUACUGUCAGUUCAUCGCUUCUUUUGGGUAUAUGUGGUCUUCCAGAUACUAUUUUUAGGAAUGCUGUGGAAAUGGCUUUGGCUGAUGCUGAAUGUUAUGGACUUGAAGAUCCUAAUACAAGAUUAUCUUGUUUCGCAACCAAGGCUUUAGUGAAUGUUGGUAGUGACAUGGCAAAGCUUGUCCCUGGUCGUGUUUCAACAGAAGUGGAUGCCCGUCUGGCUUAUGACACACAUGGCAUUAUCAGGAAGGUGCAUGACCUGUUGAAGUUGUACCAUGAUAGUAAUGUCCCUCCUCAACGUCUUCUAUUUAAAAUUCCUUCAACUUGGCAAGGAAUAGAGGCUGCAAGAUUGCUGGAAUCUGAGGGCAUACAGACACAUUUGACUUUUGUUUACAGCUUUGCCCAAGCUGCUGCUGCUGCUCAAGCUGGUGCUUCAGUUAUUCAAAUUUUUGUUGGUCGUGUCAGGGACUGGGCACGUAAUCAUUCUGAUGACCAAGAGAUAGAAUCUGCCAAGCUAAAUGGAGAGGAUCCUGGAUUGGCAUUGGCCGCAAAGGCUUACAACUAUAUUCACAAAUAUGGACAUAAGUCAAAGUUGAUGGCAGCCGCAGUCCGCAACAAGCAGGACCUAUUUAGUCUUCUGGGGGUUGACUACAUCAUAGCUCCAUUGAAGGUGUUGCAGUCUCUCAAAGAAUCUGUUGCUUCUCCUGAUGAGAAGUACUCUUUUGUUAGGAGGCUAUCACCUCAGUCUGCUCGGAGCUACAUGUUUAGUGAUGAAGAGCUAAUUAAAUGGGACCAAAUGAGCCUUGCAAAUGCUAUGGGGCCAGCAGCGGUGCAGCUUCUGACUGCUGGGCUAGAUGGUUAUGUCGAUCAAGCAAAGCGGGUGGAAGAUUUAUUUGGGAAAAUUUGGCCACCACCAAAUGUAUAAUUUGACUUCUUUAUGUUGCUCUAUAGAUGUUAAGCCUGAUGGAAUAAACAGAUCAUACAUCAGAUGAAGGGAAUCUUCCGUUUGUAUUUUCAUUUCUCCCUUGAGCUCCUGAACAUUUCCGAUUUACUUCUAAAGCACCCGGUUCCUUAAAAGCAUCACUUAUUAUCUUUACAUACAUCAUUUUGUUGCA